Molecule: messenger RNA, 682 nt
Organism: Fomitiporia mediterranea MF3/22
Lineage: Eukaryota; Fungi; Basidiomycota; Agaricomycetes; Hymenochaetales; Hymenochaetaceae
Exons: 5
Coding region: 155-631 (158 amino acids)
Biological process (GO): DNA protection
Molecular function (GO): 8-oxo-7,8-dihydroguanosine triphosphate pyrophosphatase activity
Source: RefSeq, a predicted model, not a curated record
UAACAGUCAGCCAGGAGAUGUGCCCCUUGGCUUGGACAGCAAUGCUAUUAAACUUUUUUCUGGAGGCGACUCGAACUGGAGAGAGCUCCAGCGAUUCAAGCCUUUCACCAACGUGUUCGUCUGCGACAAGAAACAUGGCAGGAUCUUGCUUGGGAUGAAGAAGCGUGGCUUUGGGAAGGGAAUGUAUAAUGGAUUCGGAGGGAAAGUCGAGCCACAUGAGUCGCCUAUUGAAGCUGCCGCAAGAGAACUGAAGGAAGAGGCAGGCAUUACGGCGAAUAUACGGGAAUGCGGUAUCCUUCUCUUUGUAAACGCUUCUGCCGAAUACUGUCAUUACGUGCACAUGUAUCGAGCGGAUCAGUACGAAGGCGAUCCUAUAGAGACCGACGAAAUGCAACCUCACUGGUUUGCUAUUCCUCAGGAAUAUCUAGACACUGAAAAUGAUACGCCAGAUACGUCCGAGCCAUUACCUCAAAUUCCACUGGCACAAAUGUGGCCAGACGAUGAGUAUUGGAUGCCUUUGCUUCUGAAGGGGCAGUACUUUGUUGGCCGCGUGGAUUUUGGAAUAGAGAACUCAGAAGCACAGAAGGGAAGCUGGGUUAUGGAGAGAUGGUGGUUUGGGACAAAGUAUUAGAUGCCUUUUGAUUUGUCGAUCGAGCUAUCGUUUUAAUAUCAUGUCAAAGCG